Messenger RNA from Aspergillus saccharolyticus JOP 1030-1, 1342 nucleotides. RefSeq lists its product as uncharacterized. The transcript has 3 exons. The record is from RefSeq and is a predicted model, not a curated record. Lineage: Eukaryota; Fungi; Ascomycota; Eurotiomycetes; Eurotiales; Aspergillaceae. The coding region runs from base 161 to 1111 and encodes 316 amino acids.
CGCGGGCCGCUAUCUCCUGUCAGUGUCAAGAACAUGUCAAGGCCUUGUGAGCUCCACUGGGCUUUUAUCUGACUUUGCUUGUGCGCAGGAGAUUUUUAAAAGUGACUCGUGUUAUACAUACAUCGGUCUUCAAAAGUCAACUUUCAUUCCUUUUCCUAUCAUGGCAGCGAGUGAUGACUCUUCCUUUUACCUUUAUGGAGUGGGUGAGAAGCCAGAAGCCUUGACGCUUGGAUCCCUGGUGUUAGAGAAGUAUUGGCAGCCUCUGGCAGCACGUCAUUAUACACACGAUCUGCUCAGCGACGAAGCACUGCAGGAACAUGCCUAUGCAAGUGAUUUUGCGAAUGCCGUCUUUCGCGGUGCCUCUCGCAGAUCUCCUGGUGUUGGCCUUAGCGGAGGCGACAUAGUCGAUCUUCGUCUAGCCUAUGAUAAAGAAUUCGAGCGGAUAGUUACCGCAAGAAAAGGGAGACGAAUCAUCCUAAAAGAUCCAGAAUCCUUCCUGCUUACUUCAGUUCUCAACAAUCCACAGGCGCAACAGAAGCUCAAACUGUGGCUCUCCGCAGCCCGCAGCUCCUAUCUUCUCAAUUUCAAGUUCGCGCGCCGCCCAAAAAUUUGGCUUCUCACAGGUCUCUACAUUUUAGAAGGUACCCGCACACUUGUGUCGCAAAGCCAGUCAAAUCAAGUCUCGGUAGGCAUCUCAUCGACGGUCAUUGGAGCACUAUCCAGUGUGCCUGUAGGCGGUUCGGUGAAGCUGGGCCAAGGCACAUCCUGGGAAGUGACAAUGGAAGUCGAAGACCAACACGUCUGGGCAGCACAGUUUCGAUUGUUGGAUGCGAGGUUCAUCAAGCUAGAUAGCAAGGGUUUGGAAGAUGUCACGCUGCCAACGUCGAUGGGACUUUAUCGCGAUAUCAUGUCGGUAAGCCGAGUACGCGGUGGAGGCAGGGAUGUAGUCGAUUUGCAACUGCUGAGUGGACGUGACGAUGAGGACAAUGAAGACGAGCAGGAGAGCAACAUGGGCGACGAUCAAGAUAGCCAUGAGAUGCAGGAGUUUGAGAAGCGGCUAGAGGAUACGAUCCGAAUGUUUGAGAAGGCCCCGAAGCACGUUCUAGAAUAGGACUGGAUCUCGCAGUGCUGCGCAUAUCUUCCUUGAAUCUAGACUGCCAGUGUCAAGAGCCUUGAGUGUUUUGAAUGCAAUUACUAUGCUACUACUGCUGAUUUGACCUUGACAAAAGUGGCACGUGUCGUUUGAAUGAUUGAGUAUUAGUGCGAUCAUGGCAAACAUAUUUCUGGAUUAUGGUGACACCGGAGCAAACCUUUACACCCUGAGCAUGAUCUUGAAUAGGAU